This is a messenger RNA of Punica granatum (pomegranate), 1154 nucleotides long. NCBI's taxonomy places the organism in Eukaryota, Viridiplantae, Streptophyta, Magnoliopsida, Myrtales, Lythraceae. The record is from RefSeq and is a predicted model, not a curated record.
UCUUUCUCUCUCACAUGCACACACCACCCCUUACACAAUCAAAGCACUCAAAAAAAUAAGAACUCCUCAACAAACAAUCCUUCCUUCCUUUCCCCCAAUCAAUCGUAUGAUGUGAUCAACUCCCACCACCUUCCACCUCACGUCUCUUCCUUCUCCCUCUCCCACACUAUAAAUUACCAUAUAACGUUACUUCUAGAUCACUAUAUCUAUUCUUCCAUAUACCCUCCAUCGAUCCCACCUCCCUCGAUCAUUUCAAUUCAGUACGUCUUGAUAUAUACACAUUCUAUUUGGACAUUAUACAGAUGUGUGGUUGCCUUGUUGGAAUACCCCAGUUAGAGUUCUUCCAAUAGAGUUUUAUAAGUAUGGGAGAUAACAAUGUGAACUUGCCUCCCGGUUUCCGGUUCUACCCAACUGAUGAAGAGCUUGUUGUCCACUUCCUCCAUCGCAAGGCCGCCCUCUUGCCCUGCCAUCCCGAUGUCAUCCCGGAUCUCGAUUUGUAUCCAUAUGAUCCAUGGGAACUCGAAGGAAAAGCUUUGGCUGAGGGCAACAAGUGGUACUACUUUAGCCGGAGGACACAAGACCGGGUAACCGAUAACGGGUAUUGGAAGCCAUUAGGAGUCGACGAGCCAAUUGUCACUAGCGCAAACGAGAGAGUUGGAAUGAAGAAGUACUUUGUUUUCUACGUUGGGGAGGCUCCGGGAGGUAUGAAGACCAACUGGAUCAUGCAUGAGUACCGCCUCUUCAGCGGUGGUGGCCCGAGCACCAGCAGUGGUGGUCGUUCAUCAUCUAAAAGAAAAGGGAAUACGAGGACGGAUUAUAGCAAAUGGGUUUUGUGCCGGGUCCACGAACGUGAUGGCGAUGGCGAUGCUGGCGACGGCGAUGGGACAGAUCUCUCGUGCCUAGACGAAGUUUUCUUAUCGUUGGACGACCUUGACGAGAUAACAAAUUAAGGAGAUAAGUAGGAAAGAAAAGCUGAUAGCGAGGCUAGCCAAGGUCUCUCUCUCUCUCCCCCCUUCCUUCUCUCUCUAUAGUCUCUACAUUCAUUUGCAAAUGUACUCAAAUUAGAAUUAUGGUAUGUUGAUUGGUGAAUUCUUGUAGCAACAAUCUCAUAAAACAAGCUAGAAUUCCUAAUUAAUGCAAAAUCUUUAUUCAUA